Messenger RNA from Amoebophrya sp. A25, 1683 nucleotides. The record is from the annotation of a GenBank genome assembly. Lineage: Eukaryota; Dinophyceae; Syndiniales; Amoebophryaceae.
UGACAAUGAAACAAGACUUACCCCCACCCAUGCCUGUCGACCCCGGAUUCCCGUCAUCCUUCUUCUUCCUAUUUUUAACAGGUUAUUAAAAGUAUCCAAUCUUGCGAGAAGAAAAUUUAAGCGACGUUGUCCUGCUGCAGCUUUAGCGUUUUCUAUGGUGCGUUGUUGCUGUUGCAUUCGUUAAUGUAGAAGAAUGAUCAGGGUCAGUGUCUACCUUGUGUAUCCCCUUUUUCUUGACUGAAGAUUGAAAAAUCAAUGCCUCUCCUUGCUUACGCUUCUCAUACUACUUGUGCUACAAUCGAUUUUAUUUUGUUCUUUCUUUUGUUUGCAAAAUGGCAGUAGUACGACUUAAUAUCUCGAGAUUUCUGGUGGGAAGAAGUAGAAGAGAUCGCUCCUUAGGGCGACUUUACGUCGUCGUCUCGAUGUUCCUACUUGCAGGGGCAUCGACGCCACAAGGUGGACUGCAUUUCAAAAGUUCUGGUAAAUUAUCUGAAGCGGAUGGCGGGUAUAAGAAAACAUGUGUGGAUAUCUUGCGUGAGCCACUCAAGAACGGACACCACGAUGAUCCGUGCUUGGCUGAUGACGCGAAGGUAGGUGGAGUUCCUGAACAAUGGCAGAAGCAGCACCAGGACACGACGGGAGCUCGCGAUGAUAUCCGUGGAGGAAAAAGGCAGAAAGUUGACGGUGAUGAUGAAAGUGCGCCAGAGUGCCUCCAAGUCGAAGGUCAGGAGAUGAAAGCGAAGACUGCAGAGCGUCCUCCGAGUGAAGCUAACGUUAUGGAAACAACUCAAACGCUUCUUGUGCAACCACAACCUUUGCGUGCAGGUGUAGCCCCGCGUGUAUUGCUCAAUUGGGACGAUGAAGAGCGAUGUAACGCUCAAUUUGAUGCAGAGCGGUGGAGUACCAUUGCUCAUAUAAAGAAGGGUGACGACGACGCUACAAGGACGAGCGCCAACGAUGAUUCAGAAAAAUUUCUCCGUGAGCAUGAGGAGGAGGCCAAGUAUGGGGAAAGUCUUGAAUUCGAUCCAGAGGCUGAGCAAAGUUCUGAAGACCCGCUGUCCGUAUUUGGCCAGGCGCAUAUCGGCAAAGGCUCUUUUCCUCUUCGUCGUCCGCUAAAUCGUUCACCUACCCGCAGGAUAGAAGAAGUUGGACUCGGUUUUUCGGCUCCAGCUUCAUCACCAUCACAUCAGAUGAGGCAAAAAAUAGUGCCGCUCACUCGUGAAGCUCGUGGAAAGCAACGAGUUCAACAUACUACAUUACAACCGUCGGCGCAGGUUCACGAGUCCAACAUGGCGUUUCUAAAAAAACUGGACGAGACCAAAAUCAAACCCGCUUCUAAGAAGCAAGAGCACUCAACGAAAAGACUAAGCGAAGAAAAGAAGAGCGGUCCCGCAUAUUUCGUGUCUGCCUUUUCGAUGGAGAAUACUAAUCCAAGGAAGAAGCAACAUCGCAAUCCUGUGCCUUCGAAGGAUACGUUGUCGGAAGCUUUUUUAGAGGCGCUAAAGGACCUUGAGGAAGGUGGAGAUGAAGUGGGAGAGAAGAAAGAGCGAAGCGUGAGACAAAGCAUGCGAUGAAAGAUGAUAUUACGGUCGAAAAUUUGGUGUCAUCUUAUGUGUACUGACGUGGUACACUUUUUUAACAGUGUACUUAGUCGCUCCAUGAGAAUUUAUGUAGAAGUGUGUG